UGUUCCACCCUCCCAAUAUCCCAACCACAAAAACAGGAAAAGGAAAGAAAAAUAAAACCUUUUCAAAUUCCUGAUAUUUGAGAAUGGAGAAUAGCAAAAUCAAUCAUCCUAUUGUUCCCGCCAUUUCCAAGCUUAACUGUAUUGAUCUCUCAAGCCCUGAUAUUCAGAAUUCCGUUUCCUUGCUCAAACAGGCAUGUUUGGAUUCAGGGUUUUUCUAUGUUAUCAAUCAUGGAAUAAGCCAAGAGUUCAUGGAUGAAGUAUUUGAACAAAGUAGAAGGUUUUUUGAAUUGCCUAUUGAUGAGAAAAUGAAACUUCUUAGGAAUGAGAAAAACCGUGGUUAUACUCCUGUUCUUGAUGAGCUAUUGGAUUCUGAAAAUCAAGUAAAUGGAGAUUACAAGGAGGGGUAUUACAUCGGUGUCGAGGUACCUGAAGAUGAUCCUGCAUCAGAGAAGCCAUUUUAUGGGCCCAAUCAGUGGCCUCCUACAGAUCUGUUACCUGGUUGGAGGGAGACAAUGGAAAAAUACCAUCAGGAGGCUCUUCGAGUUGCAAAGGCAGUUGCAAAGAUCAUCGCUCUUGCACUUGACCUAGAUGGUGAUUUCUUUGAUAAGCCUGAAAUGCUUGGCGAGCCUAUUGCAACCUCGCGCCUGCUGCACUAUGAAGGUGUAAGACACGUUACAGGACGGAUGUCUGACCCUGAUAAUGGAAUAUUUGGAGCUGGUGCACAUUCUGAUUAUGGAUUAAUUACCCUCUUGGCAACAGAUGACAAUUUAGGUCUUCAAAUCUGCAAGGAUAAGGACAGUAACCCACAAAUUUGGGAAUAUGUGGCACCAUUGAAAGGGGCAUUUGUAGUAAACCUUGGUGACAUGUUGGAGCGGUGGAGCAACGGUAUUUUCAGGUCUACGUUGCACCGAGUAUUGGGCAAUGGUCAAGAACGAUAUUCUAUUGCUUACUUUGUGGAGCCAAGCCAUGACUGCGUCGUAGAGUGCUUGCCAUCUUGCAAGUCAGAAACAAACCCGCCCAAGUUCCCUCCAGUAACAUGUGCAGCUUAUCUGAGUCAACGAUACAAGGACACACACACUGACCUUAGCUCAUAUCAGAACUCUAAAACUUAAACAGGUGCUCAGUUUAUGUUUCUGCCAGACUGUACAUAUAAUGGUGAACACAGCAUGUCCAAGAUAAUCUUCCUCCUGCUAUCUAUCAGAAUGUACGCAAUUACUAUAUUCGAAAACAGCAAGUAUAAUAAUAGAUAGUGUAAUAAAGAGGGGUAAAAAUUACUAUAUUCGCAAUUAAUUUGCCUUUUCAGCUGUUUAGAUGGGUAAAAAUUGUGGUAAUGAAAUUUAUUUUUGGUAAUGCCAUUCUUUCUCUUGUUAGUA
Messenger RNA from Papaver somniferum (opium poppy), 1373 nucleotides. RefSeq names its product 2-oxoglutarate-Fe(II) type oxidoreductase hxnY-like. The transcript has 11 exons. Lineage: Eukaryota; Viridiplantae; Streptophyta; Magnoliopsida; Ranunculales; Papaveraceae. Bases 84 to 1112 code for a protein of 342 amino acids. The record is from RefSeq and is a predicted model, not a curated record.